Molecule: messenger RNA, 246 nt
Organism: Morchella importuna
Lineage: Eukaryota; Fungi; Ascomycota; Pezizomycetes; Pezizales; Morchellaceae
Exons: 2
Coding region: 1-246 (81 amino acids)
Source: RefSeq, a predicted model, not a curated record
AUGUUAUUGAUUAGUAUGAUGAUGUUGGGCGGAUUAAACAUUAAUAAGGAGAUACAAUACUUGAGUCACAUAGUUUAUUACCUGCUGAUAAGAAUAUUAGUAGAUUCUGGCUACUUUCAUGCUACACCUCAUGAGCCAUGGGUACAGCAUACAGUUUGGUUCCUUAAAUCGUUUAGAGAUGCGGAGGCUGGGUUUAACCAGUAUGAUCUGGCGCAAAAAUUUACUGGAAUGUUGAUUAAUCUAUAG